This is a messenger RNA of Pelobates fuscus (common spadefoot toad), 2048 nucleotides long. RefSeq names its product keratin, type I cytoskeletal 47 kDa-like. The transcript is spliced from 8 exons. Bases 44 to 1525 code for a protein of 493 amino acids. Gene Ontology annotation, cellular component: cytoskeleton. Lineage: Eukaryota; Metazoa; Chordata; Amphibia; Anura; Pelobatidae. The record is from RefSeq and is a predicted model, not a curated record. Gene Ontology annotation, biological process: epithelial cell differentiation; intermediate filament organization. Gene Ontology annotation, molecular function: structural molecule activity.
GCUGCAUUUCUACUUGGAAAGGGGUCAUUUUUGCUUGAACAUCAUGUCCUAUUCCAGACUAUCUCAGUCUCAGAACUAUAGCUCAACUUCUUUCUCUGGAGGCCAUAGUGGUGGUGGUGGUGGCAUUGGCCAGUGUGGUGGAGGAGGCAUUGGUGGCUUUGGUGGUGGUGGCUACGGAGGAGGAGGCUUUGGUGGUGGUGGCUACGGAGGAGGAGGCUUUGGAGGUGGUGCUGGUGGUGGCUAUGGAGGUGGUGCUGGUGGUGGUUAUGGAGGUGGUGCCGGUGGUGGCUACGGAGGUGGUGCUGGUGGUGGCUAUGGAGGUGGUGCUGGUGGUGGCUAUGGUGGUGGUGCUGGUGGAGGCUAUGGCGUUGGUGGAGGCGACAGCUCCUUCCCUGCCAAUGAAAAGCAAACAAUGCAGAAUCUCAAUGACCGUUUGGCCAGCUAUCUGGACAAUGUCCGUGCACUGGAGGAGGCAAAUGCUGAACUUGAACGUAAGAUUAGGGAAUGGUAUGAAAAAAAUCGUCCAGGAGGGCAAACUGGGGAACCAGGAAAAGACUACAGCAAAUAUUAUAAGGAAAUUGCUGACCUGAAAGAAAAGAUCCUUGCUGCAACUAUUGACAAUGCCAGCAUAAUUUUGCAGAUUGAUAAUGCCAGGUUGGCUGCUGAUGACUUCAAACUGAAGUAUGAGAGUGAGCUAGCCCUUCGCCUUAAUGUGGAGGCUGAUACUAAUGGCCUACGUAGAGUCAUGGAUGAACUGACUAUGGCCAAAUCGAACCUGGAAUCAGAAUUUGAAAGUCUUACUGAAGAACUUGCUUAUCUGAAGAAGAACCAUGAGGAUGAAGUUAAAGGUUCCCAAGGAACAUCAGUGGGUGAAGUCAACGUUGAAAUGAAUGCUGCUCCUGGUAUAGAUCUGGGCAAAAUUCUAAAUGACAUGAGAGCUCAGUACGAGGCCCUGGCUGAAAAAAACCGCCGGGAUGCUGAAGACAGGUUCAACCAAAUGAGUAAUGAUCUGAAGAAAGAAAUAUCAGCAGGAGCAGAGCAGGUCCAGACUACUAAGAGUGAAGUCACUGACCUAAAGCGUUUACUUCAGUCCUUGGAGAUUGAACUCCAGUCACAGCUUUCCAUGAAAAAUGCUCUGGAACAAUCACUGGCAGAGACAGAAGGAGGAUAUUGUGCUCAGCUUUCCAAGUUACAAAUAACAAUUUCUGGUAUAGAAGAACAGCUAGCUUGCAUCCGUGCUGAUUCAGAAAAUCAAUGCUCAGAGUAUGAACAGCUCCUGGACAUCAAGAACAGACUGGAGGGAGAAAUUCAAAUUUACCGCAAACUAUUGGAAGGUGAAAGUGGAGGCGGUCAAAGCAGUGGUCAAAGCAGUGGUCAGAGCGGCAGCCAGCGAGGUGGUUCAGGGUCUAGUUCAGGAUCUCGCAAAGAAGAAAAGAAAAGCACAUACGUCACCACUAUCGUUGAGGAGAGAGUGGACGGCAAAGUUGUCUCAACAAAAGUGAACAAAGUUGAGCAAAAGUUGUGAGAGAAUGGACAUCGGUUAUAAUCAUGUUUUAAGUCUGCUUAUUGUCCAGUUAAACUCAUUGGGAUAAGUUACUUUGGCUAGAUAAGUUCAUUCUAUUUAACACCUUGCUAUAACAUUGCUGUGUUUAUUUUAUGAAAUCAAAUAAUAUUUUUGCUUUGCAAUGAAGUGCAUUGAGUUACAUUUUUCAUAAGCCCUUUCAUAAAUGAAUACGGAUCUGUCAACUUUGAGCUUUUCAACUUAAUAUAGUUACCCAUGUUUUAGACAUAUUAAUUAUACUAGUUAGUCACUUUUUUGACUCAGAAAAAUACAUCUUGCAUUUCUGAAUGUUCUGUAUAAUUACUCACUCACUUGUUGUGAGUUCUCAGGGAACCAAUCAGCUUUUACUAAACAGAUGUAAUGAAAAUUGUUGCAAAAUGGCUGCCCACACCAGCAUUUUAGAAGAUGGCAGUUCUUCAUUAAAGCGUGGAGUGAAGCAAUUAAUUAUUUCUUAUUGGUGGAGGGAUCUACAUGCGUCAAAUACUUA